ACUCCCGCUCUGCGCUCUCACGGCUCCCGCUGCACCGGCGCUGGACAUGGGCUCCGCGGGCACCCGGCCCGCUCUGGCGGCCGCUCUCCUCUGCCUGGCCCGCCUGGCUCUGGGCUCGCCCUGCCCCGCCGUGUGCCAGUGCCCGGCGGCCGCGCCGCAGUGCGCCCCGGGCGUGGGGCUGGUGCCGGACGGCUGCGGCUGCUGCAAGGUCUGCGCCAAGCAGCUGAACGAGGACUGCAGCCGAUCGCAGCCCUGCGACCACACCAAGGGGCUGGAGUGCAACUUCGGGGCCAGCCCCGCCGCCCUGAAGGGCAUCUGCAGAGCACAGUCCGAGGGAAGACCGUGUGAAUAUAACUCCAAAAUCUACCAGAACGGCGAAAGCUUCCAGCCGAACUGUAAACACCAGUGUACGUGCAUAGAUGGAGCUGUGGGCUGCAUCCCGCUCUGCCCGCAGGAGCUCUCUCUUCCCAACCUGGGCUGCUCCAGCCCCAGGCUGGUCAAAGUCCCCGGGCAGUGCUGCGAGGAGUGGGUCUGUGACGAAAGCAAGGAUGCGCUGGAGGAGCUGGAAGGCUUUUUCAACAAAGAGUUUGGUCCGGAUGAUUCCGAAGGCGAACUAACCAGGAACAAUGAGCUAAUUGCCAUUGUGAAGGGAGGCCUGAAAAUGCUACCCGUUUUUGGAUCUGAGCCACAAAGCCGAACUUUUGAGAAUCCCAAAUGCAUUGUGCAAACAACCUCUUGGUCCCAGUGCUCAAAGACGUGUGGAACUGGCAUCUCCACAAGGGUGACAAACGACAAUCCUGACUGCAAGCUCAUCAAAGAGACCAGGAUAUGUGAAGUGAGGCCAUGUGGCCAGCCCAGCUAUGCCUCCCUAAAGAAGGGAAAGAAAUGUACCAAGACAAGGAAAUCCCCCUCCCCGGUGAAGUUUACUUAUGCUGGAUGUUCCAGUGUGAAGAAGUACCGCCCCAAGUACUGUGGCUCCUGCGUGGAUGGCAGGUGCUGCACACCCCAGCAGACCAGGACUGUCAAGGUCAGGUUCCGCUGCGAUGAUGGGGAAACCUUCACCAAGAGCGUCAUGAUGAUCCAGUCCUGCCGAUGCAACUACAACUGUCCGCAUGCAAACGAAGCCUAUCCCUACUACAGACUAGUCAAUGACAUCCACAAAUUUAGGGACUAAGUUGUGUUGGGGGUGGGAUGCAAAACAGAAUUUUGAAGUACCCAGCUGUGGAGAAAGGACCUUUGAUGGAGGUGGUGCCUUGCCCAUUUGAGGGCAACAUCAAGAUGUUACAGGAGUGCACUGUGCAACUGGACACUAAUGCAACAGAGAUUUAAGCAUACUUAAAGCUUCAUAAUACUGGAGCAACUUUACUGCUUCUUUUUGGAGCUCCUUAUCUAAUUAUAUACUGUUUUCUGUUUGUAAGUGAUCAGAUUAAUGUUUUGUUCCGGUUAUGAAAACUUUUCUAUCCUGUUCAAUUUAACACUAUGCUUCUCCCCCUCCCUUCAGUCUUCUCCCACCCUUUCCCAACUAAGUUGGAAGUUACAUUCCUUCCUGAGGUGGGCACUUGUGGGGUGUUCACAGUGGCAGCUAUUAUGUACCAACUGUAGUUAAAUGGCAAACAGAAAUCAGUUGUUUUAAAGCUGAGUAUUUUAUUUAUCAAACUGUAGCUUUUUGUUUGUUUCCUCCGAGUUUUUUUUACCCCUUCCAGCCCCUGUAAUACUGGAAUAAGUUGUAAAUGAUUUUAAUUUUAUAUUCAAUGAAUUAAAAGAAUUUAUUUAUGGAAUUAAUCAUUUAAUAAAGAAAUAUUUACCUAACUACUUUUAGUAGAGCAUUCUGAUAGGCAACAAGUUUAAACACAGCACAUGCAAGAGGUUUCUGUGAAAACUUCGAAUUCUGAAAGUUAAAGCAGGUUCUACUGCAGAUGCAGAAAUGGACUAAAGAGCCAAGUCUAAUUCUUUGGAUAAAUGAUGUUUUGAAGGGGUGGCAGUCUGCAACCCCAUGCUCUAGAAAGUGUACAUAGAAAGAGCUUGGCACUGAAUGCAAAUCUUUGAUAGACUGAAAUGUUAAUUAGACUGUCAGAUUAUUCAAACUGUCCUGGAAUUUGCAACAUAAGGUACUUCAUUAGAAUGCAGUGCAUGCAUGGUGAUGUUCAACAUUGGGAUGAAAAUGGUCAUCAGGUCUCACGUUUUCUGGUGGCUGCUUCUUGCAAAUUACUACAUUUCUAUGGCAGAGGAAUGCUUCCUACAGGCUGCAGGAGGUAGUUUGCUUUCACUAAAUUCAAAUUAAAUGAGCUUGAAGCAAUGACUUUUGUUAAUCCUAAUAACACAGUGAUGAAAAGUAAACAUACUGUUAACAAGAGAAGAAUGUGAGGAAUUUCAAGUACUUGUCCCAUAGAGUAGAAAGCAAGGGAGCUACUCUUUUCCUCACUUCCCCUUCCCACUUUUUAAAUAUGCAAUUACACUUUACACUGUGGGACACAGAUGGCAUUUGGUUAAGCAAGGGAGCUCGCUGGCAUGCAGUAAAAAAUGACAUUUAAAGGAACGAACUAGAGCAGGAUCUGAGAAAGCAUCCAACACUGUACACUUCUGGUUAGCCUAAAGCUGUGCUACAGAGAAGAGUGACAGGAAACCUGCAAAAGGGUAUUAUUUUCUUCUCCUUGUGUGGUUAUUUCUCUGUCAAAACAUUCUCCCACAAUCUUUAAUAAGAAAGAUACUGCUCAUAAAAACCAGACUGAUUUUGACAUUUUAGAAUUGUAAAGGGUUGUCACCAGUUAUAAGCAGAAUUAGUUAAGGGUCAAUUUUUUAUUAAUUAGACAUAAACAUCUCAAUAAAAUAAAUAGCCAAAUAUCUCAGAAGCUUAUCUCAGGCAGCUAAUGCUUUGUCUGAGAAAUUACAGCCUUCCCUCUUUUCUGCUCAGUCAAGUUUUCUCCCUGAAGGCUUUCAAAAGUUGAGCUGUUUUGGAAUUCACCACCUGGCCACCAGUCUCAGCUGUACCUAAACUUGUCUGUACAGUAUUUGUUGACAGCAGAAGGGUAAAAUGCAAGGAAGCACUUUUGUUUGGCUCCUAUGUAGAUCUAGCACUGAACACUUCACUGCAUCAGCUGCUCUCUGAGAAACCAUCAGGUUUACACACUGGGUUAUUGUCAGGAGAGGAAGAGGAUUCACUGCUCCAGACACCCAGCAGCUGCGGGCGCGUUCCUCACCAUCGCCACUGUCACCCACACUUGAAUGACAUCCAUCUUCCCACCACCGUCAGUAACAGCUCCCCAAAAAUCACACGUACGUGUAACUGCACUGAGACCCAGCUGGAACACACACCUCACGGACAAACAGCCCUGCUGCCUCCUGCCUCACGUGUGGCUCUAGCCAGGCCCCCGGGUUUACAACCUGUGCUUUGGUUUUCCCAUGCAAGGGGUGCUUCUGUAUCCUGCUCACUGGAAACAUGUACUGUUGAGAGAAUAGGGGCUGCAGAGGCAGGUCAGGUAAACAUAAGAGUAAAAUACAGUAAGUGAAGUUAUCCUGAUAUAAAAAGAGUAAAAUGAAUCCCACUAAAAAAACCUGCAAGUCUUCCAAAGUGGGGCUGUGACACCAACUGGUCAUCAUCCAUAUAGUUCUCUCUUCUAUUUUGCAUUUCACAAUUAU
This is a messenger RNA of Catharus ustulatus (Swainson's thrush), 3636 nucleotides long. It is a transcript of the gene CCN1, whose product is annotated as cellular communication network factor 1. Gene Ontology annotation, molecular function: protein binding. Gene Ontology annotation, biological process: signal transduction. NCBI's taxonomy places the organism in Eukaryota, Metazoa, Chordata, Aves, Passeriformes, Turdidae. The coding region runs from base 47 to 1174 and encodes 375 amino acids. Gene Ontology annotation, cellular component: extracellular region. The record is from RefSeq and is a predicted model, not a curated record. The transcript has 5 exons.